AAAUAAAAAGACAUCCUUUGAUGAGUUGGAGACAGGAGAUGAAGUCACCAGACCAGCCUCACCAGACUCUUCAGAGGCAGAAGAUGCCCCUUCACCAGAACCAGGCUACAGCCUCUGUGGAACACAACUCCCCAACCCCGACCUCUGCCCGCUUCUAGCUGGUGAAGCCUGAGCCAUGUGCGAGGGACCCUCCAAGAUCUCGGGGCCCAUCCCCCCGGACCCUACGUUGUUCCCCGACUACUACAAGCGCCCGGCCACAGCCCGAGGCCGCCUAGAGGGAAGUGCUCUGAAGCUAGGCCUGGAGCCCCCCUGUCAGAGCACCCCCCUGGACCAGCCUGCCCCUCGAAUCCGCCCUGCAUCCCAGCAGGACAUGGUGGGUGUUCUGCUGCAGCUCCAGGAAGUCUCGCUGGACAGGGAGCCCUGCUCCAAGAGGAAAGACCCAAAAAACUAUGAGAAGGAGAAUGUGAGGCGGAUUCGAGAGAUCCAGAAAAGGUGCCAGGAACAGGAGAGGGGACGAGACCAUGGUCGGCCAAAGCCUCUCAAGGCCCUGUGGCGAUCCCCCAAGUAUGACAAAGUAGAAUCCCGGCUAAAAGUCAAACUGCAGGAGCCCUCCCCUGCCCCUGGACCAGAGGUGCCAGCAUUCCUGCGGGCGUAUUCCCGCUGUGGACCCGGGGUGCAGCCUCGUCGUAUGGCUUCCUCAGGCCUGGCUUUGCCCAGUACUGAUGGGUCCCAACCACCAGGCCCUGAUGCCAAGGAGCAAGGUGCCCCUGUGGACUUUAUCACUCAUAAUGCUCGUACAGCCAAAGCCGCCCCUCGGCGGCGGUCACGCUCCCUCCAGUGUCUGGCUGAGGUGCAGGAGCAGCAGCGACGGGCCCAGGAGGAGUACAACAUCAAGCAGAAAGGCCAUGUACCCCACUACCUGGUGGAACGUAAAGAUAUGUGGCGCCGAGAAGCUGAAGAACGCCUUCGGAACCAGCCUGACCCUGACUUACCCCCAGGUCAUACCAUGAUGCCUGAGAGCCAGCGCCUGGAUACCUUGAACUCCCUUCUCCAGAGCCAACAAGAACUGCUUCGAGAGCUGGUGCUGCUGCCUUCUGGGGCAGACUCCCUUCGAGCCCAGAACCACAAGGCUGAGCUAGAGAAGAAACUCUCCCAGGUGGAGGAGGCUCUCAAGAUCUUUUCCCGAUCAAAAGUCUUUGUCAAGAUGGAUUCCUGAGAUCUUUCCUUUUGGCCAUAGGAUACUCUGAGGAGAACAGUGCCUCAAGGCCUGCAGGGCAGGAGCUGUCUGACUCCUGGAAGGGAAGACACUGGCACUUGUGACCCUGGCCCAACAUACAGUGGUAACCCUUUGGGCCCCACAAAGUUGCAGCAGAAGAAACAGACCCAGGGAGCUGCUGUUAAGAAUUUUUUUUUCUGUUUUUAAAUUAAACCUUUUUUAUAUGA
This is a messenger RNA of Gracilinanus agilis (Agile Gracile Mouse Opossum), 1443 nucleotides long. It is a transcript of the gene ENKD1, whose product is annotated as enkurin domain containing 1. Gene Ontology annotation, cellular component: cytoplasmic microtubule. The record is from RefSeq and is a predicted model, not a curated record. Lineage: Eukaryota; Metazoa; Chordata; Mammalia; Didelphimorphia; Didelphidae. The transcript is spliced from 8 exons. Bases 176 to 1216 code for a protein of 346 amino acids.